This is a messenger RNA of Lycium barbarum (goji berry), 1912 nucleotides long. Its product is annotated as premnaspirodiene oxygenase-like. Gene Ontology annotation, molecular function: monooxygenase activity; oxidoreductase activity, acting on paired donors, with incorporation or reduction of molecular oxygen; heme binding. The transcript is spliced from 3 exons. Bases 44 to 1558 code for a protein of 504 amino acids. Lineage: Eukaryota; Viridiplantae; Streptophyta; Magnoliopsida; Solanales; Solanaceae. The record is from RefSeq and is a predicted model, not a curated record.
GCCACACAAAGCUUCCUUUUCAUAAAUUCCAUAUCACUGUUCAAUGGAGAUUAAUUCCUAUGCUUUUAACUUCGUUUCGUUGCUUCUCUUCUUCUCCUCCCUUUUUGUUCUAGUUAGACAAUGGAGAAACAGAGAACAACUAAGGUUGCCUCCAGGUCCAUGGAGACUUCCCAUUAUUGGAAGUUUGCAUCACUUGACCGGCACACUUCCACAUCACACUUUUAGACGUUUAGCGCAAAGGUAUGGGCCUCUUAUGUAUUUGCAACUCGGGGAAAUUCCUACAUCGGUCGUAUCAUCACCUAGUAUGGCGAAAGAAGUCCUAAAAACUCACGAUCUCGCCUUUGCUACUAGGCCAGAAUUAACAUCCACAAAAAUCUUAUUUUACAACUAUAAAGACAUUGGCUUUUCCCCAUAUGGUGACUACUGGAGACAAAUGCGUAAAAUUUGUGUUAUUGAACUUCUUAGUGCAAAGAUGGUCAAGUCAUUUAGUGCCAUUCGAGAAGAUGAGCUUUCAAGUCUCAUUUCUUCAAUUCGUUCCAUGAGGGGUUCUACAGUAAACAUGACAAAAAAGAUUUUUCUGUUUACCAACUCGGUCACUUGUAGAUCAGCCUUCGGGAAAAUAUGCAAAGAUCGAGACGAGUUCAUAACAAUUCUGAAGGAAGUACUCUUAUUAGGAUCAGGAUUUUUUGUGGCUGAUUUGUUCCCUUCAUGGAAGUUACUUCACAACAUAAGAGGUGAGACAUCUAGAAUGGUGAACGCGCAUAAGAAGGUUGAUGCGGUUAUGGAGGACAUUGUCAAUGAGCAUAUUGAAAAUAAAGCAGCAGGAAAAAAGGGAAAUGGUGAAUUUGGAGACGAAGAUUUAGUUGAUGUUUUCCUAAGGGUCAAGGAGAAUGCCGAACUUCAAUUUCCAAUCACAAAUGACCAAAUUAAAGCUGUGAUUUUUGACAUCUUUAUGGCUGGAUCUGAAUCUUCGUCUACAGUUGUUAUUUGGACAUUGGCAGAAAUGAUAAAGAACCCAUAUGUUAUGGCCAAGGCUCAAAGGGAAGUGAGACAAGUCUUUAAGGGAAAACAAAUAUAUGGUGAAGAAGAUCUCGAAAAGUUGACAUACCUAACGUUAGUGAUUAAGGAAUCACUAAGGCUACAUCCGCCGGUUCCUCUAAUCGCGCCUAGGGAAUGUAGAGAGGAAACAAAUAUUAAAGGAUAUACCAUACCUCUAAAGACUAGAGUACUAGUUAAUGCAUGGGCAGUUGCAAGAGAUCCGGAAAGUUGGGAUGAUCCUGAAAGUUUUAUACCAGAGAGAUUUGAAAACUCUUCUAUUGAUUUUAGAGGAAAUCACUUUGAGUUUAUUCCAUUUGGUGCAGGAAGAAGGAUGUGUCCAGGAAUGUUAUUUGGUUUAGCUAAUGUUACAUAUCCUCUGGCUCAAUUACUCUACCACUUUGACUGGGAACCCCCAAAUGGAACUAAUCCCAAAGACUUGGAUAUGACUGAAACACAUGGAUUAACUGCAGGGAAAAAGAAAGAUCUAUAUUUAAUUGGCACAGAGCAUAGAGACAACUAAGAAUUUUGAUGUUUUGCUCGAAUGAUGAACGUCAAUGCAGCCUAUGUAGUUUUCCAUCUCCUUAUCUCUUGGUUUAAGUAUGUGUACGACCCCUGUUACAAGUAAACUGAUGUUCUGUUUUUCCUUUGUUAGGACAUACUAGUAUUCAUACCCGCGCGAUGCGGGAAGGAUAUCAAUAGACCAAUCUUAAAUAGUUGUGAUUUUGCUUGCUUAAUCACUGUAGAAAAAUAUAAACCCCCCCCCCCCCCCCCCACCACCACCAAAAAUAAAUAAAUCAGAAUGUAUCAUUUUUAUUUCUAUUUUUUGUAGCUUUAUAUUUUAUUACCUCAGUUAUGUGAUCUUAUCAAUAAAUAG